CGGCCGCGAGCUUUAUCGUGCAGCACAAAUGCAACACAGCUGGGGGAUAUGGGAAAAGAGACAUCCUCGCCACCCCUCGCUUUUAUCUACUGACUAUGAUGUCUCUGGGUCUCUCAUUACUUACGAGCGGCCUCGAAGUUUCGCGAGUGGUGCUUUCGUGGUUUUCCUUUCCCAUAGCCCGCCUGGUGGGGCCUGCGACGCAUGAAGCAGCAAGAAGAUGAGAAGGCAAAACAGCCCUACAACGAGCUCCUGCACAACUGGAAGGAUGAUUUACCUGGGUUACUCCGAUUGUACGGCCUUAUUGGCGGUAAAAGUACUACCAAAAACAGUCGCAUCAUUGACCUUCUUGACGUGGACAUCGAGGGAGCGGAGUAUUACCUCUUUGCCAACGACGAUUGGAGUGUUGUGCAAAAGAAUUUCGAGAAAAUCCUGAACAAGCACGUAAAAAGAGUCCACAUCGGCACGCACCUCCACUACGCCUGGAAGAUGCAAUUCGAGUGGCUCAACCUCUUCCCCAUCACGAAGGACUUCUACCACGGGGACAGCGACCAGAUGGUGUCCAAUUUUGUCUUAACGCGGAACGGACUGCAGAACGCGGUGAAGGGAAUGGACCUCUCCGUGGAUCGCAGUCGGUGCAACGCCGAUGUAGUCUCCGAGAGCGAAUUUAUCGCCGCGGGGUUCUCGUUGGACAAAAUCCGGCGGAGCGCUAGCGUGGCAGCGGAACAGAAGGUGCGCCGGGAAAUGGAGGAGGCCGGCAUUCGCACCACUGAUGCGGUGGAGAUGAAAAAUACAACAUCAGAAACACCGCUUGAACAAGGAGGAAGUUCGAUUGCAGUCGUGGAUCAUUCCUGUAGCACUGUCGGUGCAACCGGUGUAGCAAAUACGUCGAUGGCACUACAACUGUCUGGAAACGUAGCGGAGCGUGCCUUUCUUGUUGCAAAAACAGAAUGUGCAGCGCUUUCAACGUCUACCUCCACUACGACGACAACGCCCUGCCUCAUCGAUGCCUACCCGUAUUCCCUCGUGGAACACAUGGAGGCCUGGAACGCGACACAGGAAGUGCUAGUGAAAAACUUUCUGCACUUUGGCUGGGAGCCGGUGCUCAACUUCCCGUGGAAUGCGAAAGUACAGGCGCAAAGAUUCGGCAAUGUGUACUUCAACAAUGGGAUUGCGGCUUUUGUAAAUCCGAGAUUGCGCGGGAAAUGAAUUGGUGAGGUGGCUUGUCGAGGGUUUGUGAUUUGGAGGUGCGGUUUUACCGUGCGGCAGAAAACUGUCUUGUGCAGAUAAGAUGACUACAAAACGUUCGCAUCUUGACGGCUUACUUUUUGUUUCGAAAAUACGUGUCAGGAAGUACUAGCAUUUGAUUCUGGCGGCAUCCACGAAAGCAAAACUCAGCUGCAGCCGCUUUUGAAUAGAAAUGUUAUUUGCCCGCAGUUGGAAAAGAGAAACAUCGGUCUAGUGCACGCAUAAAAGGCUUGUGCGAGAGAAGACACGACUACAGAGAUCAAAAUGCAAAAAG
Amoebophrya sp. A120 is the source of this 1519-nucleotide messenger RNA. The record is from the annotation of a GenBank genome assembly. Lineage: Eukaryota; Dinophyceae; Syndiniales; Amoebophryaceae.